Molecule: messenger RNA, 1237 nt
Organism: Colletotrichum destructivum
Lineage: Eukaryota; Fungi; Ascomycota; Sordariomycetes; Glomerellales; Glomerellaceae
Product: Putative aldolase-type TIM barrel
Exons: 1
Coding region: 202-1179 (325 amino acids)
Molecular function (GO): 4-hydroxy-tetrahydrodipicolinate synthase activity
Source: RefSeq, a predicted model, not a curated record
CCUUUUGGCCGCCUCUCGCCCUCAUCCCCUAUAAAUACAAUACCGGCCGCUGCCCGUUGCUUUGGUGCGCGCUUCUUUCUCCUCUUCACUGCCAAACCACCUCGCUCCUGACCUCCUUUCUCACUCUCGUCUGCCCCUCCUCUCUCGCCACAUCAGAGCUUUCUUGUGUUCUCCUCCAUCCACCUGCCACACCAGCCCACCAUGACUGCCUCCAACGGAAGCAAUGGCCAGGCCACUCGCCGCCCCCUCCCCGUCGGCAUCUACGCCCCCACCAUGACCUUUUUCGACCCCGAGACGGAGGACCUCGACAUCCCCACCAUCAAGAAGCACGCCGAGCGUCUUGCCAAGGCCGGCCUCGCUGGUCUGGUCGUCAUGGGCUCCAACGGCGAGGCCGCCCACUGCACGCGCGAGGAGAAGCUGGCCGUCACCAAGGCCACCCGUGAGGCUCUCGACGCCGCCGGCUUCCAGAACACCCCCAUCAUCCUCGGCGCCACUGAAGGCAGCGUCCGCGGCACCAUUGAGCUCUCCAAGGCCGCCGUCGAGGUCGGGGCCGACUACUCUCUCAUCCUUCCCCCCUCCUACUUCCGCGCCCAGAUGGACGAGACCGCCAUCCACGACUACUUCAUCGCCGUCGCCGACCAAAGCCCCAUCCCCCUCGUCCUCUACAACUACCCCGGAGCCGUCUCUGGUAUCGACAUGGACAGCGACCUGCUCAUCAAGCUGGCCGAGCACCCCAACAUUGUCGGGACCAAGUUCACCUGCGGCAACACGGGCAAGCUGACCCGUGUGGCCCUGGCCACCAACGCGAAGACUCCCUGGUCCGAGGGCUCCGGCUACAUGGCCUUUGGCGGCGUGUGCGACUUCACUGCUCAGACCCUCGCCAGCGGCGGCAGCGGCAUCAUCGCCGGCGGCGCCAACGUCAUGCCCAAGGUCUGCGUCAAGGUGUGGAACCUCUACUCGGAGGGUAAGAGGGACGAGGCUAUUGAGCUCCAGAAGAAGCUCAGCCGCGCUGAUUGGUUCCUGACCAAGGCCGCCAUCGCCGGUACCAAGGGCGCCAUCCAGACCUACUACGGCUACGGCGGCUUCCCCAGACGUCCUCUGAGACGCCUCGAGAAGGCCAAGACCUCGUACAUCGAGGAAGGUAUCAAGGAGGUCAUGGAGAUUGAGAACUCGCUCUAAGCGAACGACUUUCAUUUUCCGUCUCUUCAUGAUAUUUUCACAAUGACAACUCAUUUUU